CAAAUUAUUUACAUUUUUGAAAUGGCAAUUAGAAGUGAUUCUUAAAGAGUUUUCUAAACCUAAAUUCUUAAAACUUUAAUAAAUGAGAAUCAUUAACUGAAAUCCUAAGCGAAAAAGAAAGAUGCCCUGAUAGUGCAAUUAUUAGAAAAGAAAAUAUUGGAAAGUGAAUAAGCUUUGAAAUCUGAAAGAAAGGGGUAAAAAAAAGGAUCCAUUACAAGAAGAGAUGAUAAGGAUUUAAGAAUUCACACAAGAAUUAAGACUCUGAUUGACUUGUUGCCAGAUGGCUUUUGAAUUCAAAAUUUUCG
Messenger RNA from Paramecium sonneborni, 305 nucleotides. The record is from the annotation of a GenBank genome assembly. Lineage: Eukaryota; Ciliophora; Oligohymenophorea; Peniculida; Parameciidae.